Molecule: messenger RNA, 1943 nt
Organism: Sorghum bicolor (sorghum)
Lineage: Eukaryota; Viridiplantae; Streptophyta; Magnoliopsida; Poales; Poaceae
Exons: 2
Coding region: 225-1379 (384 amino acids)
Molecular function (GO): protein binding
Source: RefSeq, a predicted model, not a curated record
UUGGUUUUGAGACAAAACUGUUGGAGUUGCUAGCAUCGGUCCACUUUGGACAAGAUGAUCUAGUGGCAGUAGCACUGUCGGUAAAGAGAGGAGGAGACUAGGAGAGCGUCAGAGGCGACCAACAAGUGCUGGAAUGACCUGUCAAAAAAAAAAAAAGAGAAGUGACAAUUCCCCAUCCCACCUAUCCACGGGCCACGGAACGCCGGCGGCGACGCGAAUACGCGAUGGCCUCGCCGGAACAGCCCAGUGCCAAGCGUAUCAACGCGCCGGUGACGCCGUCCCCGCUUUGGCGCCUCAACGACGACCUCCUCGCGGAUAUCUUCCUCCGCCUGCCCACCCUCGCCGAUGUAGGGCGCGCCGCCACUGCCUGCGCCUCCUUCCGACGCGUCGUCACCGACCGCACCUUCCUCCGCCGCCUCCACUCCGUCCACCCGGUGCCCCUCCUCGGCUUACUGCUCUUCUCAUCGGUCCACCCGGCGGAGCCGCCCCACUCCUCCGCGCCCUAUGCGCGAGCUCUGCGGCGGGGCGCCGACCUCUCCUUCUCCUUCGUCCCCUGCGCCGGCCGCUGGAUCCCGGUCGACGCCCGCGACGGCCGCGUCCUCCUGGAGCGCGAGGCCAUGGGCGGCGACUUUGCCGUGUGCGACCCUGUGUUCCGGCGAUAUCUCUUUCUCCCCCAUAUCCCCGGGCACCCAGCCGCUCGUCUGAAGCCGUUCCUCGUCCCCGCCAGUGACGAGGACGCGGAGACGUCGUUCAGGGUGGUCUGCGUGGUGGAGCGCAAACCUGGACAGCUGGUCGCCUUCGUCUUCUCUUCGGACACCGGACGAUGGGGAAGUCUGGCCGUGGAUUUCAGCGUGCACCCCUCUUUCAAUUUUUCAUGGUCCUCCUACGCUUUCGGCAGCUGCUACUGGCAGGUGACUGGGACUAACAAAUUCCUUGUGCUCGACACGCGUUCCAUGGUGUUCUCCUCCUUUGACAUCCCGUCUGGUCACGGCCAGCAAGAUUCUGUCAUUGUGGAGGCAGCGGAAGGCAGAAUUGGAAUGUUCACUCUCAAGAACAGCAUGAUCUCCGCUGCAUCUUACCUCGUUUAUGCUGUUCGGGUAAUCCACGAAGAAGGCAACAGCCUUUGGCAGCUUGAGAGGAGAGUCAGGUUGCCGUCCCAAUAUAUUUUCAGCUUUGCAGAUGCAACGGAUAAGCACUUGCUUCUUCGUGGGAUUCCAUGGAAUUGGCACCUGGAGCCUUCUACUCAUGGCGUUGACAUAGGAUACUUCUCUGUUGAGUUUGAGUCUAUGCAGGUUGAGAAAAUUUGUGGCCUCAGGAACCUUCUAUAUGCCAAACAGUACACUGGUUUUCCACCGUCAUUGUGCCUACCAAGAAUAUGAAGUGGUGACUACACAAGGUGAAUGAAGUGUGCUGGCUAUCCACAGUAAUCUGGUGGUUUAGAAAGGAAGCAAAGGAUUCAUGUAUGAACUACUAGCAGGGUCAUUAAGGAGUGAGGACUUAAGGACUGAGGAGCUGUUGGAUGGUCUGUUUUUCAGUCCUUUAGGGUGUGUUUGGAUGCAGCCCUGGCCUGGAGCGCCCGCUGGUGUAGGCAACUUUCCCGUGCCGCUAUCCAAGCAUGCCCUUAUAUUUCUUCGUCAUGCCAAUAUUUUGACGUGAUUUUGCAUCCACUUCUAACAGAGUUUUGAUGCUAUGCUGCAUCAUAUCCUGGAAGGCUGGAAAUGUUUAUUUGGUGCUCGGCAUCUCUCUGAACUUGAUGAUUUUUUUCUCAAAGCGGACACCAGUCUUUGUUUAAUGGACUUAGCGUGUGCUGUUACGUGCUGUUAUUAGCCGCUGUUUGCUAUAAAGAUGGUUCAUGUAACAAUGUGGAUUGUACCUAUGGCAACAAGAAUGUUGAGAAUGAUGAUUCGAAUGAUAAGAUGACAAAUAUUAUUCUCGUUUAUUGA